Megalops cyprinoides (Indo-Pacific tarpon) is the source of this 872-nucleotide messenger RNA. Its product is annotated as GTPase IMAP family member 4-like. The transcript is spliced from 3 exons. Gene Ontology annotation, molecular function: GTP binding. NCBI's taxonomy places the organism in Eukaryota, Metazoa, Chordata, Actinopteri, Elopiformes, Megalopidae. The annotation marks the transcript as partial. The record is from RefSeq and is a predicted model, not a curated record.
UUACCCUGAAAGAGUCAGAAGUGAGAUGUAUGCCUCAUAAGCUGAGGAUUGUGCUGGUGGGUAAGACUGGAGCAGGGAAGAGCGCAACAGGAAACACCAUCCUGGGGAGAGAGGUGUUUAAAGAGGAAAUUUCCCCUUUGCCUGUAACCGUGAAGUGUGAGAAACAUAGUGGAAUAGUGGUAGGGAGAAAUGUUACUGUGAUUGACACCCCAGGGAUCUUUGACACAUCCAUCUCCAAUGAGCAAAUCAAACAGGAAAUGGCAGAGAGCAGCAAUCACAUAUUCCUGCUAGUGAUCCGAUUGGGGACAUUCACAGAGGAAGAGAGAAACACUCCAAAGUGGAUCCAGGAGAAUUUUGGAGAAGAAGCUUCGCAGUACAGUAUUGUGCUGUUUACAGGGGGAGAUAAGCUGAAUAAACCAGUGAGGGAGUUUCUGAGACAUAGCAAUGAGCUUCAAGAGCUCAUCAAUAACACAGGUGGUGGAUAUCAUGUCUUUAAUAACAAGGAUAGGGACAACCACACUCAGGUCGUACAACUGCUGGGCAAGAUAGAGGCGUUAUUGUUUACGACUGGAGGGUUUUAUUAUUUCAAGGAGAGAAAGGAGCAGGAGGCUCAGCGAGAGAUCAGAGAGGAAGAGGAGAGAAAAAGGCAGGAGGCUCAGAGAGAGAUCAGAGAGAAGGAGGAGAGAAGGAGGCAGGAGGCUCAGAGAGAGAUCAGAGAGGAAGAGGAGAGAAAGAGUGAGAAGACUGAGGGAAAGAUCAGAGAGAAGGAGGAGAGAAAAAGGCAGGAGGCUCAGAGAGAGAUCAGAGAGGAAGAAGAGAGAAGGAGGCAGGAGGCUGAGAGAGAGAUCAGAGAGGAAGAGGAGAGAAAGAGG